GCGGGGCAACGCGACAGGAUUUCGUCGUGGUUGACAGUGCUCGAGAGGCGAAAAGCGGGGACGUUGCAAGCGAAGACGAAAAAGUCGACCCCCGGUGAAAAAGUCCAGCGCUGCCCGCCUGUCACCUUUUUCAUUGUCAUUUGUACUGAACGGUGUAGGGGCGAAAUCCUGCACGUGGAUCUGUCUCUUUGGUUCGCCCGGUAGACUACCACAAUCAAGAUGGUGAAGAAGGGAGAAGAGAAUCCCAUGCGGAAGAUCCGCAUUGAAAAGCUGACCCUCAACAUCUGUGUCGGAGAAUCCGGCGACAGACUGACUCGCGCUGCGCGUGUGUUGGAACAGUUGACAGGACAGCGACCUCAGUUCUCCAAGGCCCGCUUUACCAUCCGUUCUUUCGGUAUCCGCCGUAAUGAAAAGAUUGCGUGCUAUGUCACCGUCCGUGGCAAGAAGGCCGAAGAUAUCCUGGAGAAGGGUCUUAAGGUCAAGGAGUACGAGUUGAAGAAGAAGAACUUCUCGGACUCCGGCAACUUCGGGUUCGGUAUUCAGGAGCACAUCGAUUUGGGAAUCAAAUACGACCCCUCCACCGGUAUCUACGGUAUGGAUUUCUACGUGCAGCUGACGCGCCCGGGCAACAGAGUUGCUCACCGCAAGAGAGCGCGCGGCAGAGUGGGCCACUCCCACCGAGUCACAAAAGAAGACAGCAUCAAAUGGUUCCAGCAGACUUACGAUGGCAUUGUCCUUAACCACUAAUCCUUCUAUGUCAGGGAAGCAUGUUAGGGGCUUGAAACCUGCAAGCUGUUGGUGGGCGCGGUGCUUGUAAUCUUGCUUGCUGAAGCCAACUGAUGGAGGAAUAAUCCAUUUGUAGUCUUCAUUCUUUUCCCUUUGUCCGUCUACGACGGGCUUCUGUUGCUGCUGUUUCAAUCUGGCAGUUGUGCUGUGUUCCCCGAGGCUUUGAUGACUGACUGACUCCGUCAGGGCCCGCGUAAGUACAACGCGUCAGCCGAUUGGCACACACAUGACUGCAGGGACAACGAAGGAACUUGCCUGUUUGAACGGGAAGCGCCGCUGGUGCGUGCACGACAGUCGAUGUGCGCUCGCUAAGGCGUUGUUGCACACCUCUCCCCACUGGCACGUGCACGUAUCAGGGAAAGGGGGGAGAUCUCAAAUAGGAGACAGUCCGUCUUCUCGUCGGAUGCUGUAGCACUAUACAUGCCAAGUUUCAUUCACCUAGCCAGCAGAGUCCUCGUUUGUUGACCAGAAACCCGAAUUUGUACCGAAUAGGCAAAACGAGUUGCGAAAAAUUGAUACGAGGUGUACGAAAUAGGUUUGCGUACUACCACACUCACGAAAGACGUUCACAGGACUGAUGUUCCAGGGGUCCUAGUUGUGUCCGGC
Molecule: messenger RNA, 1392 nt
Organism: Toxoplasma gondii ME49
Lineage: Eukaryota; Apicomplexa; Conoidasida; Eucoccidiorida; Sarcocystidae
Gene: RPL11
Product: ribosomal protein RPL11
Exons: 3
Coding region: 220-747 (175 amino acids)
Biological process (GO): translation
Cellular component (GO): ribosome; cytosolic large ribosomal subunit
Molecular function (GO): structural constituent of ribosome; RNA binding
Source: RefSeq, a predicted model, not a curated record